This is a messenger RNA of Fonsecaea nubica, 939 nucleotides long. RefSeq lists its product as hypothetical. Lineage: Eukaryota; Fungi; Ascomycota; Eurotiomycetes; Chaetothyriales; Herpotrichiellaceae. The coding region runs from base 1 to 939 and encodes 312 amino acids. The transcript has a single exon. The record is from RefSeq and is a predicted model, not a curated record.
AUGGCCGAGGUGGAAGAGGACCGCCGGUCGACACUGGUGAGUCCCAGGAGGGCCAAGUCCCCCGAUUCGACGCCGUCGCCCCGGGCCCAUAGUCCACACUCGUCGUCGCCCAACACCACGGUGACGACACCGGACCAGUCGCCCGGCAACGACGAUGAUAUCUGGGACACGUCGUCGGACCACGAACACGGCCCGCACGCGACGGCACUGACAGGAGGGGGAUCGGAUUUCCCGGCCCAGUCGUCAACAGACACGUCCAGCCACGGGCAAGGAGGAGCGGCGGGGAUCAGGCGAGAAGUCAUCCUGAGCGACGUCCCCUCGCUGCGUCGUCAGCACAUGACGGACGGAUACCGCGAGGGCCUCUCGGUGGGAAAGGCGCGGGUCAUGCAGAGUGGCUUCGACGCGGGAUACCCCCUGGGGGUGGAGGUCGGACUACGCGUGGGCAAAGUGCUGGGGAUUCUGGAGGGCGUCGUCUCGGCCCUGACCACCAAGCCGGCGCGGUCGAGUGGUAAACUGGUCGGCGAAGCGGGGUCGGGUUCUUCUACAGCGACAGUCACAGUGACAAGUUCGAGCACUUCACCGCCAGGUAUUCAAGCUCCGCAAUAUGGCGUCGUCGAUCGAGAUGAGCCCCAGACUCCCACAUCUUCUAGUGCCGGCCCACGGGACGACGACCUGACUUUCGUCCGCAACCUGUAUGCUCGGGCCCAAAGGGAGCUGAAGAUUUCAGAACUGCUAAAGGGCCUGGACGAUGAGAAGAUCGCCGCGAUUCCUGAUGCCUCCACCAUCAAUCAUACCAGUGACGGUGACAAUGGAGGAGGGGUGGAGCACAAGCAUGCUGAAAGAGCAGCAACAGCAGCACCACCAUUGCCCAUGGAGAUCGAGGUCGUCCUUGUCAAGUGGGAACGAAGUGUGCUGGGCGCGCUGAGAAAGAAUGAUUGA